AUGCUGGCACCGGUGAUACGAUUGCUUGUCCGCUACAUCAAGCGGUGGAGAUUUUUCUUGGUGGAUUGCGAAGCUCUCAAGUCGUUGCAAGUGGUCAUUCCGCUUCUGCGACAGCAUGCACCCGCUCUGGAGGAGAUGACAGUAGCCGCUUCCAACAUCUCAUGUCGCUUGCCCCAUACUCAAAUGGCCUUCUUCCCUUUCACUUUCUCGGCCGUCAACCUUCGAUCUUUGUCUCUGUACAAUGCUCCCUGUGUCAGCGAGGUCCACAAUAUCGCUUCCGCAUUCCCAUCCCUAGAAGAGCUUGUUCUACAUGGAUGGGCCAUGCCCAUGGAUAUGGAUUGCAGGAGUUUCAUGCAGCAAGUGCAGCCAUUGCAGCAUCUGCGCAGCAUAGAGAUCUGGGAUCCCGAUGAUGACCUCGUGGAAUCUGUUCCGCUCCCCGCAGACUCUGCAUUUCUACAUUUCCCCUCUCUCGAGGAACUGCAUCUCGAGGGAUGGUGA
Messenger RNA from Sparassis crispa, 498 nucleotides. RefSeq lists its product as hypothetical. The transcript has a single exon. The record is from RefSeq and is a predicted model, not a curated record. Bases 1 to 498 code for a protein of 165 amino acids. Lineage: Eukaryota; Fungi; Basidiomycota; Agaricomycetes; Polyporales; Sparassidaceae.